AUGCCCUCCUUCAGCGCUGUCACUCUUUUGGCGCUCUCCCUUGUUUCCGUCGCGUCUGGCGCGUCUCCCCUGCAAAAGCGCGGCGUGACGACUUCACCCGACGCCGUGAAUGGUCAGUCCUACGACUAUAUUGUCGUCGGUGGUGGCUUAGCAGGGAUUACCGUUGCUGCUCGAUUGGCUGAGAACCCAUCGGUCACCGUUCUGGUCAUCGAAGCAGGGGGUGAUGACAGGAAUGAUCCCCGGGUGUACGAUAUUUAUCGUUACGGGGAAGCCUUUGGCUCGGAGCUGAUGUGGGAUUGGCCAACCGAGCGAAAUCGAGGCAUCGUCGGUGGUAAAACGCUCGGAGGAGGGACUUCGAUCAAUGGUGCUGCCUUCACUCGAGGAGUAGACGCCCAAUAUGACGCGUGGUCGGCCCUUCUCGAACCUUGGGAAGCCAACGUUGGUUGGAAUUGGCAAGGCAUGUUUGAGUACAUGAAGAAGUCCGAAGCCUUUUCGCCUCCCAACAGCGAGCAAAUGUCGAAGGGCGCUCAGUUUGUUGACUGGUACCAUGGCUACGGGGGCCCCGUUCAAGUGACCAACCCUAAUAGCAUGUAUGGCGGCCCUCAUCAAUGGUUCUUUAUUGACUCCAUGGUCGGCUUGACUGGCAUGAAUCACAUCCCAGAUGUGAAUGGAGGCAACCCCAAUGGCGUCUCGAUUACUCCUCUGAUGAUUAAUUGGCGCGAUGCUGACCACCGAUCUUCGUCCGUUAUGGCCUAUCUGACGCCAGUUGAGCAUCAGCGUACAAACUGGGUUACUUUGACGAGGCACUUUGUCACUAAAAUCAAUUGGUCAAAUAACUCUGUGCCUUUCAGAGCCUCUGGUGUCGAAUUUGGUCCUGCCAAUGGUGGCUCGACGAGGUAUACUGCUUUUGCCAGACGCGAAGUCAUCUUGGCUGCCGGCGCCAUCCAGACCCCUGCCCUCCUUCAACUUUCAGGAAUCGGCGACUCUGCCAUCCUCGGGCCUCUCGGAAUCCAAACCCACGUCGACCUCAAGACAGUUGGCAAGAACCUUCAGGAACAGACCAUGAGUCAAUUUGGUGCAGGUGGCAAUGGCUUCAAUCCUGAAGGUCGUGGCCCUUCGAACGUCAUCGCGUUCCCGAAUCUGUACCAGCUGUUCGGUACCCAAGCAAGCUCAAUCGUCAACCGUAUUAGGUCGUCGAUUAGCUCUUGGGCUGCGUCACAGGCUGGCUCAGGGUUCUCAGCUGCUGCUCUCCAACAGAUUUUCCAGGUGCAGGCAGAUUUGAUCAUCAACAAUAACGCACCGGUUGCAGAGCUGUUCUUCAGCUAUGGAUGGCCCGAUACUCUGGGUAUUCAGAUGUGGAAUCUCUUGCCAUUCAGUCGAGGCAGCGUUCAGAUCACCAGCAACAACCCCUACACCAAGCCACGCGUUCAAGUCAAUUUCUUCGAUAUCGACUUGGACAUGGAUAUCCAAGUUGCGGCGUCACGUCUUUGCCGACGUGCUCUGACCACCCCGCCCUUGAGUUGGAUCGCCACUGGAGAAACCAUCCCAGGCAACGCCGUCCCAGAUAACGCAGAACGAGGAACAGACAACGACUGGAAGAACUGGAUCAACAACAACUUCAACACUGUCUCCCAUCCCGUCGGAACGGCGGCUAUGAUGAGACGCAGCCUUGGAGGUGUCGUGGAUGCCCAACUCAGGGUGUAUGACACCGCCAACGUCCGCGUUGUGGAUGCUUCUGUGCUCGCCCUCCAGGUUAGCGCCCACCUGUCAUCCACUCUCUACGGUAUUGCGGAGAAGGCGGCGGACCUCAUCAAGGCUACGUACCCUUGA
Molecule: messenger RNA, 1830 nt
Organism: Coprinopsis cinerea okayama7#130
Lineage: Eukaryota; Fungi; Basidiomycota; Agaricomycetes; Agaricales; Psathyrellaceae
Product: glucose oxidase
Exons: 12
Coding region: 1-1830 (609 amino acids)
Molecular function (GO): flavin adenine dinucleotide binding; oxidoreductase activity, acting on CH-OH group of donors
Source: RefSeq, a predicted model, not a curated record